AAAUCAUAUAUUGAAAGUGAAUUGAAAUGUUGAGCACAAACUUUUCGGUAAUUGAUUACUUGGUAUUCGGCUUCUUAUUAGUCGCCUCCACUCUAAUUGGAGUAUACUUUUGGUGGACUACCAGAAAAAAUGCCACAAAUAGUGAAUUCUUGACGGGAGACCGAAAGUUGGGUGUAUUCCCGGUCACUCUAUCACUUGUGGCCAGUUUUAUGUCCACAAACACCAUAUUGGGAGCACCGGCCGAAGUGUUUCAAGUGGGCACUCAGUUUGUUCUCCAGAAUGUGUCUAUCGUUUUGUCCAUAUUUUUGGCGGCAGAAGUAUUUAUGCCUAUCUAUUAUAAACUGGAAGUCAUCAGUGUUCAUGAGUAUUUGUCCAAACGAUUUGAUGCUCAAUAUAUACGUUUGGCGGGAACUAUCGGCUUUUUGUUGGCUACGAUACCUUAUAUGGCAGUUGUAUUGUACGGUCCAUCUCUA
This is a messenger RNA of Oppiella nova, 473 nucleotides long. The record is from the annotation of a GenBank genome assembly. NCBI's taxonomy places the organism in Eukaryota, Metazoa, Arthropoda, Arachnida, Sarcoptiformes, Oppiidae.